GCCAUCUUGAAAAUAGUCGUCGCGGUGUAUCUCGACGGACAUUUAAUUCCAUCGGACCGAAUUUUUAUGACUUAGGUUAAAAGCUCGCAUCUGAUCAUGUCAACGGAAGAUUUUCAAACAAAGUACGCCCGUUUCAUGGACGGCUUGGUUAAAAGUACGGUCACAGAAACAACCAAACUUUUUGAAACGGUGGUUGAUGAAUUAAAAGCAGAAUUGUCGAAGGUGAAGUCGGAAAACGAGGCCCUGAAAACAACAUGCAGACAAAUGGCUAAUGCGAAAACCUUUGCCAUUAAAGAGCCCGGGCAAAAUGGCUGUUCGAAUAUCCAGGAUGCAGCUGUGCAAUGUGAUAUUCUUCCUUACCAUCUUUUGAUGGUAGAUCAACCAGUGGUGCAAAGUGGAGAGGAACAAGUCAAACAAUGUAAAGAAGAGCAAAUGCUGUACAUUGUCCUAAACAACCAUCAUGGUGUUGCUGAAAAAGAAGAAAAUCCAGACAUGACAGUUUCUAUUCCAAACCAUGAGGACUCUGAGCCCACUGUUGCCAGCAGAAACAUAUUGUGCACAUUUCCAGAUCCACCACCAACCACCGCUUGUGGGAAUGAAAUCAGAGACCCUGAGAUUGGCCAACAAUGUUUGACCAAAGAGCUCAGAAAAAGACAAGGCACUCAAGUGACUAGUUUGGACGUGGGUCACAAUUUACCCGAGGCACCCAAUCAAUCAAUACAGCCUGUAAAUUAUGUCAUCUCUCUCGCUGCAAUUAACAACGACAUGGAAGCUGGUCAAAUCUCAGCUCAAUCGUCGGAGGCAUCAGAGGUUCGAACUGAGCUGCCAUCAUUGGGAGACGUACUGAAUGUCGAGCCAACACUUUGGAACAAACAGCUAGGAGAAAAAGAAAAAUAUAUCUUGACGAAAGUUAAGACCGAGUGGGAAACAGGAGACCAAAACGAUACCGAAAGAAACAUAACGACGCCUCAGAUUGUGAAUUCGUUUGCGCAAGCACCGUCGCCUGCGCUCACUAUGUGUAGCGGCUCCGCAACGGUACAGGAUGCAAUGCUUCUCCUUGACGCAAUGGGUCACUCCAAGAAUCGUAGCGCCCCGCAGGAAGUGCCGACACCCCGAGACUGCUGUCUUGGUUCUACUUUGGCAUCUGUGGUGUCGUCUCUGUUAGCUCCUCAACUACUGCUUUUGCCCUCGCCGCCGACCGUCACGUCCGACAAAACAGUCGGCUCAACGCAACAAAGGUCAAACCCAACGGUGUUUAAAAAAGUCAAAGUAAUCAUUCGCAGAGCUCCCGAUGUUGUGGCCAGCCCGCUGCAAUUACCGGAGACACUCAACCAGGAUGCAAUUGGACCAGCCGUCGCUAUGACAUCAUCAGAGGAACCAAACGCAGUCGCUCAAGUGACCUCAGAUCAAAGUCAAUCCUCGUUUCAGCAAGCCGAACCUUCAUCGCAGCAGACAAACAUUUGUGAUAGUUUCCAAAUAAGUCCAGGCGAGCAAGCAGCGACUGAGAGCGUAGCGAUAACGGGCUCGUUGUCACCCCCGCGACCGGAAUCAGAGCAGAUGAACAUCAGUGAAGAAAAAACUCCCGGAGAACAAGCCGAGUCAUUGUCAAGUCCGACUCUACCGACAUCGCCAUCUCCGCAAAUGGAACCUUCAUCAGAGCCAGCGAGCUUUUGCCAAAAUUUAACUCCCGAGGAACAAGCGGCAGCAUCGUCGAGCGAGAGUGCGCCCAUAAAGUCUCGUCCUCUCGUCCCACUCAUCAAACUCAAAAGGCUGCCACCUCUGUCCGCUGGCUCCGUUUUGCUUCCACAAUCGUUAAGUGAUGAUAGCGAAUCCGGAGACAUACCAGCAGGUGAUAGCGCCUCGGCUCUCCUCGAUGACCAGGCAUUAAAAACGACAACCCGUCCAUCGCAAGUCUCAACCAGCUCCUGUCCAGAUUUAAACGGCUCUUCUACCAUUCCCGAGGAGUUAUGUGGACCUCACUUGCCAUUGACCCAAAUCCAGUUGCUUGCGCAGCUGUGUUUGGCGCCUGUAAUUCAAGAUGCCGAAAAGGCAUCACCAAACAAGUCUGCGCAUCCCCAAAAUUUGUCCGAUGCCCUUGGCAAAGAAUCCAUCAUUGUCCAUCCUCGCAUCACCUGCAAUACAAACUCUCGGACUAAAAGAACAAACACCGAACCAGAACCGCAGACAGGCAAGCCACCUAUCCCCGAAAUCGCCAAGAAAGCCAAAUUGGAAAGCGUUCAUGAUCCUACCCCGAAGCCUGUUCCAGUUCCCGCAAAGAGAGCCGUGUCCUUGAGUCCCACGGGGCCACCUAAAGAAAAUGCCUUUUCCCCACCAAGUCUCAGGAAUCAACAGAAGAGUGCGACCAUCACUCAAAGUAAGACUGUUUCUGUCAGAACCCGAAACCCGGUCGUGCGUUUGUGUCGGUUAUCCCUAAAAGGCGCUUUGUUUGUCAUCCCGUCGCCGCACACAGCCGCUAAUAUGCGUGUAAGGUCACGUAAAGAUCCCACCACUAAGAAUUCCAAGAAUUGUCUCUCCCGUACGAAAAUUGCUCGUGAGAAAAAUAUAAAUCUGCCUCGACACCAGUCUGCCGAUACAAUAAAAAAAGAAAAGACAAAAAUCACGAGCGAGCAAAAAUUCCAAUUACUUCCCACCGGUAUGAAAAAUGCUCCAAGUGAAGCUCUCUGGAUUUACAAGGCUCCCGAAGAGCAAAUCUCCAAACAAGAAUCAAAUUCAUUAGGAGCGAAAAGCGGUUCCUCGAGUGUCCAGUCGCCCAAAUUGGCUAACGGCAGUCUGGUUCAGACGAGAGAAAAAUCGGGAUCCAAUCAAAAGUCUACCGUUGAAGAAAAUACAAAAGUGCAGGACACAAAGAAAUCAGUCCAAAUGAUUAAAACCGAAUCCAAUAUAAGUAAGCCGAUCGUUCACCAGCCUGCGGGAAACAAAUGGCCGUCUUCGAUUGCGCGAGUAGGAGAAACCCCCCAGCAGCUUCGAUUUGUCAUCUCGGAGAAGAACCUGCUUAAGAACCAGUGCAGGUAUUGCGGCCGCAUCCUUUGCGACAGUACGUCCCUCAAUAGUCACAUCAGACUGCAUACGGGCCACAGGCCAUUCUGUUGCAAAAUUUGCCCAAAGAACUUUCCCAACGGCAGAGGCCUGAAACGACACAUCCUCGUGCAUCGCAAGGGGAGGAAGAACGUUUGCAAGCAGUGCGGGAAAGACUUCGUCUACAAAUUUGACCUCACCAAACACAUCCAGAUGGUGCACGGCAAAAUGAAGCCCUUCAUUUGCCAGCUGUGUGGCAAAGCCUUCUUCACAAAACGAGACGUGGAGACCCACAUACGAGGCCACACGGGGGAGAAACCCUAUCACUGCUACUUGUGCGAGAAAAGGUUUUUGAGGAGCACCGAACUCAGCGCGCAUCUGAGGUGGCAUCGCGGCGAGAAAAGACAUUGGUGCCCCUAUUGCGGCAAAGGAUUCUUCGACCAGACCAACCUGAAGAGACAUAAGUAUAUCCAUACAGGAGAGAAACCACACUCCUGCCCACAUUGCCCGAAACAAUUUACACAGUCUGGACACCUGAAAAAGCAUGUUAAAAAUGUACAUAAAGUACAAUGAGAGCAAGCCUGCUAGUUUUGUCAUCUUUCUUUCUUUUUAUAUGUAGAUUCAAUUCAUAAAAUGCCCGUGACAGAGAAUGAAUAGAUUAAUAAAAGGAUUUCAAGAAUA
Syngnathus acus (greater pipefish) is the source of this 3717-nucleotide messenger RNA. RefSeq lists its product as uncharacterized. Gene Ontology annotation, molecular function: RNA polymerase II cis-regulatory region sequence-specific DNA binding; DNA-binding transcription activator activity, RNA polymerase II-specific. The record is from RefSeq and is a predicted model, not a curated record. The coding region runs from base 97 to 3609 and encodes 1170 amino acids. The transcript has 5 exons. Gene Ontology annotation, cellular component: nucleus. Gene Ontology annotation, biological process: regulation of transcription by RNA polymerase II. NCBI's taxonomy places the organism in Eukaryota, Metazoa, Chordata, Actinopteri, Syngnathiformes, Syngnathidae.